ACUGAACAUAAAUUAAUUUACGUGCGUCAUACAGAUCUCUUUUAGCGCCCAAUUCCGUCAAAAAUUAAACUUAUACACGGGAUUGCGGCCAUGUGGCAUCUCUAGCUGUGACGUCAUUAACGCAUGCCUUUUAAACGACUAUAUACUUAAUUACUUAUAUCUAGUACACGCAUUAAGAAAAAAAGACGCAUGACAGUAACAUUCAAUUCAUAUACAUACAUCGAAAAAUUUAUGUUGGACAACUUUGUCAUGAAAGAAUAUUCAAAGUAAAUUUACUGAAUUGAAUUUUAUACCAAAACAUGUGAAUCUAUGUGGUAAAAUUGGUUGAAAAACCCGUUUUUGAACAACGGUACGAUACCGUAGCUUACAACGUAACCUACCCGUCAUUCUUCAGUGUCAGAUUAAUCAUAAAGUCAAUUCGUAACAAUGUUAAAAAAAAUACUAUUCAACUUUAAAUCGAAGCAUACAUUUGGCUGGAUACAGUCUCGUUUUCUUAAUAAGCUGUCGGCGCAACAUCAAGAAAAUAUCGACGAAAAAAUGCAAGCUUGGCAGAUACAUUCCUACAGUGGGCUUGAGGAAUUGAAACUUUCAAAUAUCAGAAUUCCAGUAAUUAGUAGGCCAACAGAUGUUCUGAUAAAAGUAGAAGCGUCAAGCGUAAAUCCAAUUGAUAUUGCUAUGACAAGAGGGUAUGGGGCAACUGUAUUAAAUUUAAUGAGAAAAGCGAGAAGUUUUACUGGUGGACAAUACGAUGAAUUAGAAUUACCAUUAACUUUAGGCAGAGAUUUUUCUGGUAUUGUAGUAUCGAAAGGACAUGGUGUUGGAGAUAAAUUAAAAUUAGGUGAUGAAGUAUGGGGCGUCGUUCCUGUAGAACAGCAGGGUUGUCAUGCUGGCUAUGUAGUGGUUGAUAGUACAUUGGUCAGUCCACGACCUACGAAUUUAUCAUAUAUUGAAGCUGCUAGUAUUUUGUAUGCUGGUCUCACAGCAUGGUCUGCAUUGUGGAUCACCGGUGGAUUAUGUUAUAAAAGUACAAUGGCUAUGAGAAAAAAUAAUAGGGCCCUAGUAUUGGGUGGCUCAGGAGGAGUAGGAACAUUGGCUAUACAACUUUUAAAGGCUUGGGAUAUGCAUGUGAUUGCCACAUGCAGCAGUGAUGCUGUAAAUUUGGUGCAAAAAUUAGGGGCUGAUAUUGUAAUUGAUUAUAAAUUAGAUGGUGCUGAUUCGAAAAUAACUAUGGAGGGGCCUUACAACUUAAUUCUGGAUUGUGCUAAUCAAGGCCCAGAACAAAUAAGAUUAAAAGGGUAUCCACAUUCUACGUAUAUAACGUUGAAUUCUCCUUUACUCAAAAAUACCGAUCAACACGGAUUGAUUGCGGGGACGGUAAAAAAUAUUGGGGAAUUGGUGAAGUAUAAUAUGCCGGUGGUUGAUAAUAAAAGUACAGUGAAAUGGGCAUUUUUCACCCCUUCUGAAACAGGAAUUAAAAUGUUUAAAGAAUUUGUACAAAAUGGAGAAGUGGUUCCUGUGGUUAAAAAAGUGUAUCACUUUCAAGAUUUGCCAGUAGCAUAUGAAAGAGUAGCUCAAGGUCAUCUUCGAGGGAAAUUAGUAAUUGAUAUGAGAUAGUAUUCUUAA
Molecule: messenger RNA, 1623 nt
Organism: Ceratina calcarata
Lineage: Eukaryota; Metazoa; Arthropoda; Insecta; Hymenoptera; Apidae
Product: reticulon-4-interacting protein 1, mitochondrial
Exons: 6
Coding region: 427-1614 (395 amino acids)
Cellular component (GO): mitochondrion
Molecular function (GO): oxidoreductase activity
Source: RefSeq, a predicted model, not a curated record